AUGAUACUUUAUUUUAUUCCUCUGUUUGCUGUUUUGGCACUUGCCAUCAUCGCCGUCGUCGUCACGAUAUGCUGCUGCGGGGUGUGCUGCCAACGCAAGCCCAAAUACAACGGGGACGUGACAGAGGUCGUCUCCGAUCUUGCAGGAGCCAACAGCAGAGCGGGCUACGAGCCACACCACCCGUAUUUUGAGGAGUACAACGCCGAUCGUGUUCUCCAUGGUUUGCAGCACGAAAGCGAGCAGCAUGACCUCUAUUAUCGCCUUUAUUCGAGCACAGACGAUCAGCGGCUCGUGAAAGCUGUGUUGGCCGGCAGUGAGCCAUCACGGGUGAUGCAGCCCUACCUGGGCACCCUUGUGGGAGAGUCGUGCCGCCAAAACUCUCGGGACAUGAGAGGCCUUGCAGGUGGACGUGAGCCGCUGAGCUACGGCGACGCGGUGUACUUGCCGUGUGCAGACAGCGCUGUUCCACCUACGACUCAACCCCACACACAAAACUGA
This is a messenger RNA of Leptomonas pyrrhocoris, 498 nucleotides long. RefSeq lists its product as hypothetical. NCBI's taxonomy places the organism in Eukaryota, Euglenozoa, Kinetoplastea, Trypanosomatida, Trypanosomatidae. Bases 1 to 498 code for a protein of 165 amino acids. The transcript has a single exon. The record is from RefSeq and is a predicted model, not a curated record.